Messenger RNA from Capsicum annuum, 2923 nucleotides. Its product is annotated as probable LRR receptor-like serine/threonine-protein kinase At4g37250. Gene Ontology annotation, biological process: protein phosphorylation. The transcript is spliced from 2 exons. Gene Ontology annotation, molecular function: protein kinase activity; protein binding; ATP binding. NCBI's taxonomy places the organism in Eukaryota, Viridiplantae, Streptophyta, Magnoliopsida, Solanales, Solanaceae. Bases 351 to 2693 code for a protein of 780 amino acids. The record is from RefSeq and is a predicted model, not a curated record.
GCCUGUGUUACUAAAACUGACUUGAUAAAAAAAAAAGGUUUUAGAUUGUUAUAGUACACAUAAACUCAUAUUGAGUAAGGACAGAAACAAGUAUAAUAGUAGCCAUUCACUUUGUUUUCCCAUACUUACUCAUGUUCCUUUUUACUACUAAUAUAUCAAUAUCACUAUUGUCACUAUGUAGCAGAGUGAACCAGAACACUUUUUUGCCUUGCUCUUCUCCAUACUUUGUACCUUUCUGGUCACCAAAACAACUUCUAUAGUAGUUGGUUUACCUCUUCCUCUUUCUCUUCUUUCUUUUUAUGUAUACAAGUAUCAUGCUGAGUAAUGAUGAAUAACAAUCAGUUCAAGAAAUGAUGAGUUUGUCAGAGCAUUUUCCUUUGUGGUCAUUUGGGGUCUUUUUCUUCCUUCUUUUGUGUCCUUCAUUUGGUCUCAACAUAGAUGGUGCUCUUUUGUUGUCUUUCAAAUACUCUAUUCUUGAUGACCCUUUAUCAGUUCUUGAUAAUUGGGACUAUAAUGAUGCAACCCCAUGUUUGUGGAAUGGUGUCACUUGUGCACCAGACAUGUUUAGAGUUGCAAGUUUAGUACUCCCAAAUUCUAAGCUUGUUGGUUCUGUUCCAGAAGAGUUGGGCUUCAUUCAACACCUUCAUACUAUUGAUCUUUCUGAUAACUUCUUGAAUGGAACACUUCCUGUUUCACUUCUCAAUGCUUCUGAACUUCAAGUACUUUCGCUGUCAAACAAUGCCAUUACUGGUGUACUUCCAGAGUCUGUUGGAGAGUUAAAGAGCCUAAAGGUUCUAAAUCUCUCUGUCAAUGCAUUGGUUGGAAAUCUUCCACAAAAGCUGAGUUCUUUGCAGAAUCUAGCAGUUGUUUCUUUAAGGAACAACCAUUUUUCUGGCACAGUACCAAGUGGAUUUCAGUUUGUUGAAGUGUUGGAUCUUUCUUCCAACUUGUUGAAUGGAACAUUGCCUGAUGACUUUGGUGGUGAUAGCUUGAAAUACUUGAACCUUUCUUCAAACAAGCUCUCAGGCUUAGUGUCACCACAAUUUGCCCAGAAAAUACCAGCUAAUGCUACAAUUGAUCUUUCUUUCAAUAGCCUCACAGGUGCAAUCCCAGAGUCAAUAGCCUUAUCAAACCAGAAAACUGAGUUCUUCGCAGGAAACACAGAUCUUUGUGGCAAACCACUCAAGAAACUGUGCACAAUCCCUUCAACACUUUCAUCUCCACCGAAUAUCUCAACUAAUCCUCCAGCGAUUGCAGCCAUACCAAAAGAAAUUAACUCAACCCCACUUCAAGAUUCUGAUGGUACAGCAGAAACUGCAGCUCAGAAUCAACAACAACAUGGGCUUAAACCAGGUACCAUAGUGGGAAUCAUAGUUGGUGACUUAGCUGGUGUUGGAGUUCUUGCUGUUGUCUUUCUUUAUGUCUACAAAUUAAAGAAGAAAAAAGCAAGUGAGUCAACCAUAGAAAGCUCAAUUCACAAAGACCAAAAAUACAACAAAACACCAGAACCACCAGUAGUACUAGUUGUAAAGGAAAAAGAUACUACUACUACUACUACUACAAGAAGUUCAAGUUUUCCUAGUUGGCCAUGCUUGACUACAAAUCAAGAAAGUUCAUCAGAUACCGAUGACAGCAAAAAUCAAGAAAGCGAAGACCAAAUUGAGUAUGAAACAGAACAAAAGAAUGACAAAAACAAGAAACCAGAAAGGUCAUUUGUGAUGGUAGAUGGUGAAACAGAACUAGAGCUAGAGACUUUAUUGAAAGCUUCAGCUUAUAUUUUGGGGUCAAGUGGAGCUAGCAUAGUUUACAAAGCUGUAUUAGAAGAUGGUACUGCAUUUGCUGUUAGGAGAAUUGGUGAAAGUGGCGUUGAAAAAUUGAAGGAUUUUGAGCAACAAAUUAAAGCUAUUAACAAGCUAAGGCAUCCAAAUCUUGUUCGUGUUAGAGGAUUUUAUUGGGGAGAUGAUGAGAAAUUGGUCAUCUAUGACUAUGUUACUAAUGGAAGCUUAGCCAAUAUUGGUUACAGAAAAGUUGGUUCCUCUCCUUACCAUUUAUCAUAUGAAGUCCGGCUCAAGAUAGCAAAAGGAAUUGCAAGAGGAUUGACCUACAUCCACGAAAAGAAACACGUACAUGGCAAUAUUAAACCUAGUAACAUUCUCUUUACACCUGAUAUGGAGCCUAUAAUAAGUGACCUUGGGCUGCAUGGGCUAAUGCAUGGUAAAAAUACAUGCAAACCGGACAAUUCGGCCCGGCAUUUCGGUAGCAAGCGGUCCACGUCCUCCCGGGACGGUUUAAAUGAUCAGCCGGUUCAUCACGGAAGCCCUUACAUUGCGCCGGCUGGGUUCGUGGGGUGCACGUCCCCCUACCACGCACCGGAGUCGUUGGAGAGCCUCAAGCCUAGUCCAAAAUGGGAUGUUUACUCAUUUGGGAUUGUGCUGCUUGAGCUUCUAACCGGGAAAGUGUUUUCGGACCGGGAGUUGAGCCAGUGGACCACCGGUUCAGUAGAUGAUGAUGUGAACUGGGUUUUGAGGAUGGCCGAUGUGGCGAUAAGAGCUGACGUGGAGAGCAGGGAAGAGACCACGGUGUCAUUGUUUAAGUUAGGGUUUAGUUGUGCAUCAUUGAAUCCAACAAAAAGGCCUACAAUGAAAGAUGUCCUUCAUGUGCUUGACAAAGUACCAGGUUAUUCACAUUACUAAUCAUUAUGUUGGGACCAAGAAAAGCUAUAAAGUAGUUGUUAUAAUUUGGGGUUGGGUGCAUGUAUAAAGUGUUGUUGGCUGUAGGUAUCUCUCUUUAAUUUGUUCUUCUUUUGACUUGGAAAGAGUUUUGCUACAUAAAGAGGAGAAGAACCGUUGUGUUGUAACUGAUGAAAGUGCUGUAAGUUUGACAAAUUGAUCAAGAGUGUAUUUAUUUGAGUUUAACUUCUAAA